Messenger RNA from Pseudophryne corroboree (corroboree frog), 3783 nucleotides. It is a transcript of the gene B3GNT9, whose product is annotated as UDP-GlcNAc:betaGal beta-1,3-N-acetylglucosaminyltransferase 9. The transcript has 3 exons. Gene Ontology annotation, molecular function: hexosyltransferase activity; UDP-glycosyltransferase activity. The record is from RefSeq and is a predicted model, not a curated record. Gene Ontology annotation, cellular component: Golgi membrane. The coding region runs from base 956 to 2185 and encodes 409 amino acids. Lineage: Eukaryota; Metazoa; Chordata; Amphibia; Anura; Myobatrachidae.
AGAUUGAAAAAAAUCCAGAUGUGCUUAUUUGGCAGUCCUGAGAAAGACGCACACAGACACACAAAGAACACAGCCGAAAACUCUCAGAAGGGCCGGUAUAGAGACGCAAUGGGAUAUCUGCUAGUAAUACAUCCUCAUCUCAUCUUCUCCAGCUGCUUAUUCCUGCGACAUGCCCAGCCUUGCAGAUAAUCAGCACCUUUGUGGGAGAUUCGGUAGCUGUCACUGGCUGCUCAGGGGGCUUUCUACAGAGGAUUUCAUGCUUUCUGCCACAUCACUGACAGGACGGACAUUUGCUUCACACAGACCCAGGAGAACACAGUUGUGCUACCUGGAGAUUUGCAAGUUGGCCAUGAUACUUGAGUCAGAUCCGCAAGGGAAUGUGACAGAUCAGUUGUCGGAUUGUCAAGUGGAAAUAUGUAAUCAGGAAAAUUGAUCUAAAAUGGACAUUUGUGCCAAAGGAAAACUUUCAAAUUUUUAUUUUUCUUCUUCUUUUUAUUUUUUUUAAAAAGUUUAAAUAAUUUCAGGUUUCCAAAACCUGAAAUAUUAAAUGUGCUCAUAUAUUUCCCUUUAUAACCAGUUUCUAACGACACAAAGCAAUAUACAGAUGUACAAGUUUAUAUAUUACAGUAUGGUCAUACAAGUGGAGUCACAUGGGGAUACAUAUUCCCGAGACUGAUAUCUGGUAUUUCCCAUAACAGCUGCAGGACGCGGUCACUCUGGACGUCUGAAUGCUUUAUCGAUCUGCUAGGAGAGGGCAUCCAAAAUUCCAUGCCACCACAAAGAGUUUGUUUCAGAAAAGUGACCACUUCAUAGCUCGUUGUCAUGGUUCUGGCUGCACAAAUGGAUUUCUUUGAAGGUCGUCAUAACUUAAGAAUACCUCUACAUGGGUAAAAUGGACUGACAACAUGCUGCUUCCUCACAUGAGAACGUAAUACUAGAAAACGCUAAGGUAACAAUGAGAGUUCGGCUUAAGGCGGAUAUUCUGUGCACUCUGUUCCUGGUGAUUGUUCUGUGUACAUUACUCUACACUUUAAUGAGACCAACACAAAGACUAUUCCCUGUUAAACUCAACAAGUCCAAAUCCCUACCUACAACUGCAAAGCCCAAAACAUUCUUUGAGUCUGAGGGUAAGGCAGGUAGAGCAAAACUCCUCUCUGAUGUAUACAAUGCACGGGAUGGCAGCGAGGAGGUCAAGCCCACCACUCCAGCUUUGGUGACACAACCCCCCUUUGACUUCCAACAAUAUCUUAGGAGUAAAGAUCAUCGUAACUUCAGCCUGCUGAUUAACCAGCCAAACAAGUGUACGAAGCCCUCAGGAGAUACGUUCCUGCUGAUUGCUGUGAAGUCCAUUGUGGAAGACUUUGACCGACGAGAAAGUGUCCGCAAGACUUGGGGCAGAGAAGGAAUUAUCAAUGGGGCGAGAGUGCGGAGAAUAUUCCUUUUGGGUACUCCCAGGAAUAAGACUGCAGUGUCUAUGUGGGAGUCGCUCAUGCAACAUGAAAGUCAUUACUACAAAGAUAUUUUACUGUGGGAUUUCCUUGAUACUUUCUUCAACCUAACCCUGAAGGAGAUCCACUUCCUCAGCUGGGCAGAAGACUUCUGCAGCAACGUUAAAUUUAUAUUCAAGGGCGACGCGGACGUUUUUGUCAAUGUAGAGAAUCUGAUCCAUUUCUUACAGACUCAGGAUUCCUCUGGAGACUUGUUUGUUGGAGAUAUAAUAAACCAUGCCAAACCAAUACGAUCAAAGAAAAGCAAAUACUACAUCCCAGAGACUAUGUAUGGGUUAGGCAUUUACCCAGCAUAUGCAGGUGGGGGUGGGUUCCUUAUGUCAGGGGUCACCAUGAGAAAACUGUCCCAAUCCUGCAAGGAGGUGGAACUCUUCCCAAUAGAUGAUGUGUUCUUAGGCAUGUGCUUGCAAAGAAUCAAUCUCACACCAGUGCUUCAUGAAGGGUUUAAAACAUUUGGUAUUACAAAGCCCUCAGCUGCUCCCCAUCUGGAGACAUUUGAUCCCUGCUUCUACCGGGACUUGAUGGUGGUGCACAGCCUGAAGGCAGCAGAGAUCUGGCUAAUGUGGAGUCUCCUGCACAGUCAACAACCACCAUGUUCCCAAAAACAGCGGAUAAAGAAACCCUUCCACUGGAAAAGGAAAAAGACAAAACAGACGGGGAAGGCUGUCACAAACUAAAGAAGGGAUACAAGACUACUGUGAACCACCUUGCACUAUUGCAGUGACUAAUAGACACAUCUAAUAUAAGAUGCAAGCUUCAAGGCACGUCUACAAGGACAACUUAGUCCAACACUAAAAGUCACUUUAAUGCAUCGCAGAAUGUGGCACUUCUCUAAGCGUCUCAUAACUUGCCUUAUCUUUUGCAGCUGCUACAACGUCAUUUAUGUAGCACUGACCUUAAAACAGUUAGUUGCCGCUAUGCCCCCACUGUAAGUUGUACUCGUCACCACUGUUAUUUGCACACUUUUCAACCACUUUAAUAGGAGCGGCAACAUUUAUUGGACUUGGUAAAAUAAUAACUGCUGAGUCAUAAAUGUCGGGUUACUAGGAAAUCGUUCCACCUCCAGAGGCACAAGGCACAACUUGGGUGUCGCAAACUCAGUGAACAGCUGUCUCCAGUGUGUUCAGUAGACAGGUGCAAUUGAAAUAUAUUUCAGAGAUUUUUGUGAUAAGAUCUGUUAUAAUUUCUUACUGGCUUAUAAUGGAGCAUUCUAAUUUACAGUGGCGCUAUAGAACAUCAGAAUAUCUCCAGUACAGGGAUAGGUCCAUGGAUGAGUAUCGGAGGAAGCCUCACCUGAGGGGCAAAACCAGCUGACCUGCUGCCCACUCAUAUAUGUGUGUCUCUUCUAGGGGGAUCAGAACGCGAUACCACCGGAUGGAAUCUCGGCGGUCGGAAUACAGACACCGGGAUCCCGACCGGCACAAUCCCGACAGGGGGACGAGCGCAACGCAGCCCCUUGCGGGCUCGCUGCGCUCGCCACGCUGCAGGCACGGUGCCUCGCUACGCUCGGCACACUAAUUUGUUCUCACUCUAUGGGUGUCGUGGACACCCACAGAGGGAGAAUAUGUCGGGAUAGUGCCGGUCGGGAUCACAGUGUCGGUAUUGACCACAUCCCCUUCUAAGACCAUAGAAGAUGCUUGUGGUUUUAAAAAUGUCUCCUUGCAGUAUUUGGAGCAUAGGAAUGUGAUUGACCUGCUUGCCACAUCUCUGUAUAAUGGAAUCUAUUUUAUGCUGUUUACAGCAUUGAAUAUAAUGUAUUCAAUAGAGAGAGGGCACUUGCCAUCCGUUGAUGAAAAAUCUUGUGUAACAAAAUACAUCCUUAGGUGUGUAAGUGUAUUACAGAUGCUAAUGUUAGAAAUUCACUGAUCUUUUCUUAUUUGUAGAACUAGUCAUAAGAAUUAAAAUUUAACCCGAAUCAGAAAUUAACCUCCAACCCCCCCCCACCCCCUCCCCCCCCCCCCCCCCCCCCCACCCACCCAAAAAAAAAAGAGAGUGCUGGCAACUAUGUAACCCAGGGAAACAGGAGUAUUAAAAGCACCAUUGUAUAAUGUAUAUGUCUAUUAUAUAACCCACAUGGAUGCCCUUCUACCACAAGUGCAGGGCGAGCUGCCCCCUCACAACUUUCACUGUCUACAUGAUGCCCUCCCCUCCUUCCCCAGAGCUUGAAGUGACAAUAGGGGGAGAUAGGAGGAACAGGAUGAGAAAUAGUGUGAAGGGAACACAGUGAGAUAGAGAUGGGAGGAAGGGGGAGAUGGGAAGUAGAGGGGGAGAGAGA